GCAGAUCUCGAAGCAUUACCAACUCCUGGGCCAGCCGCUGCCCAUGUCGGAGGUGGUGGCGAUCGAGGAUGUGCUGGGGCGCCCCGCGUGGCUGAGGGGCCCGUCGUCAGGCCCUGCGAGCAAAAAGGGCCGCGGUGGCGACGCAGGCGGCAGCAUCGCCAGGGAGGAGGCGAAGAAGGCGGCGCGCGGGCAAGACGCGCUGGUCAAGCUGGUGCUCACCCUCGGCAAGCUCGCGCUCACGGACAGCCGCGCGCUGGCAGAGGUGUCGAGCACGGUGCGCCGCACGUGCGACAUCUGCGCGCACACGGACUUCGCUUCGACCAACGAGAGCGCGGGGGCGGACUUCAACGACCAGUCGCAGGAGCUCAAGGCCAAGGCAAAGAAAGGGGAAGCCGUCGACUUCCAGAGUAGAGGACCGCCCUUCGUGACCAUCUUCGCGACGACCAUGCACUGGGCGGCCUCGCAGUACAACAAAGAAGGAGUGAAGCAAGAGCCGUGGAUGGCCAUUGCUCGAGAGUUCUACAAGGAGUACUUAUGCAAGGCGUCGGCGGUACAAGUGGGAGAGCUGGCGCUGCAUUGGCAAUGGAAGCGCAACAAGAACAAGACGGAUAUCAACCCGAGGGGCAGGUUGAUCAUUGCAUUCGACACGCAGCACCCAAAGUAUGCGCAGCUGAUGCGGAUCAUGGCGGCCCUGCUCGAGACGCUGAAGGCGGAGAGGCGUAUCGGGCCCGCGCCGAGGGGCCCACUGGAGCGGGGCGCGUCGGAGCUGCUGGCGGAGUUCAAGUAG
Molecule: messenger RNA, 787 nt
Organism: Prorocentrum cordatum
Lineage: Eukaryota; Dinophyceae; Prorocentrales; Prorocentraceae
Source: the annotation of a GenBank genome assembly